Molecule: messenger RNA, 1754 nt
Organism: Cylicocyclus nassatus
Lineage: Eukaryota; Metazoa; Nematoda; Chromadorea; Rhabditida; Strongylidae
Source: the annotation of a GenBank genome assembly
AUGCUAGGCAUCUCAACAUCGCUCAUAUUGAGCAUUACCAUUACGCUUAUAGCGGCUACAGAAUUUAGUGAGCACUGCCGAGAAUCACUGCAACGUGGUAGAGAAGUGAUCGAAAAUUCUAUUCCGGCCCUCGUAAAUGAAGAGAGACUAAGAAUUCGACGUAAAUAUACACAAAGAAUGCAGGAGAUGUUCGCGGCUCAGGUUUCCAAGACCGAUUUGCUGACUUUUUCCAAGUACGCGAAAAUUCUUGGCGACGCUGAAGGUACAAGUACAACGCUGCCACCAUGUCCUGAACCGAAUGGCACAAUGUUUACGACAAUGGCACCUACAACUACCACAACAGCGGUACCGCCGCUUCCAGUUUGCUCCACCACGGCUGCAGCUAGCACCGCAACGAUGCAGACACAAGCGCAGACUUCACUACCGGAAGGGACAACUGGUACAAGUGCGAGCCCUAGUACAAGUCAACAAACAGCGUCGACAGCAAGUGGUACGACCUCUGGGUCGGGAAGCACUACUAAGGUGGAGCCGCUGGAGGAGAAUAAAGUGGAAGUAGGCAACUCAGCCUCGUCGACGGGGACGAAUAAAGCUUCACCGGGAACGGACAAGGUAUCGAUGGGGACGGAUGCAGCAGCAGUGGGAACGGAAACGACAUCAGCAGGGACGGAAACAGCGCCAGCGACCAUGGCCACCCAGCCAGACACUACCGAUACUUCCACUACUUCUGCAAAGCCAACGACGAAAGCACCAACCACAACCACGGCACAAGUGCAAUGUGUGGAUCCGAAUACUCUUGCAAAAUCCAAGAAGAAAAAAUUCAUGAUGCCCACGGUCUAUAGUACAUCGUCAGAAGAUGAUCCAUUCUACAACUGGAUGAGUGCUAUUUAUGAGUACAUGGGUAAAGAAAAAGAAAUUUGCGACCAACCACCAAUGAAGGAUCUCAACUCGAUCACGGAAGACCAAUUGUAUGGAUUUUUAGCCACACUUUCGGCCGCUCAUCCAGGUCCGUUCUGUUCGUUGUGUGAUCGACUUGCAAAUGAAGCUCGGAAAAGAGUUUUCAUGAUUAAUCCGAUGUGGGGAGUAGAUGUCCAACACAUUAUGCGGCUACUGUAUGCUCUCGUCCCAACAGCUAAAUCGUUUUGCUCUACUUUGGCACCAGCAUGUUAUGACAAUUAUGAAGAACAAGCACGUAAUAUCACACCAGGGACAAUUUGUCUGGAAUGCACUGCUUGCAUGGUAUUAGGAAACGUGGUUCAGCACAGUUUCCUUCUGGACAAGGGCGUUUUGGCUUCAACCUUGCAAUUCCUUCGAUCCUCAUUAUUCCAUAACACUUGCGCUGAACUGUGCUUAGUGUGGCAACCGCUAAACUUGACGCUUUUCCCUAAUGGAUUCACUUACGAUGGGUGCAUGGAUUUCCUCACCGACGGUUUUGCCGAAGUAGUCGACAUUGCUAAAGUAAUCCUUCGGCCGGAACGAUUCUGUAGCUUGGAACUCGGAUGGUGCGAACUAAAUGAAAUGCCCAACAUUAUGCAUUGUCUCUAUGAACUUUGCAUAGAAACUCUGGGCGACACACCACAAACACAAUGGCUGUGUUCACUAAUUCCAGCCCAACCCGUCAUGGCGUACGAAUUUUUGAAUGUCCAUAAGACGAGGCGAGAGAAGACGUGGAAGCCGUACCAUGAUAAAUUUUUAAGCGAAUCUCCUCGAGACGAGUUAUGACAGCUUUAUUGAUCGACUAGACAACUAAACAAAAG